Molecule: messenger RNA, 694 nt
Organism: Heterocephalus glaber (naked mole-rat)
Lineage: Eukaryota; Metazoa; Chordata; Mammalia; Rodentia; Bathyergidae
Source: RefSeq, a predicted model, not a curated record
AUGGGCUCAAACCGGGGGAUCCUCCCGCCUCCCCCUUCCGAACGUCCGUCCCUGGGCGCAGAGUCCUUUCCCGCUAAGAUCGCGCUCGCAGUUGAAAGGCGCCUCCUUCCCCCGGGAUCUGCCUCCUCCCCGUCCUGCGCCCAGCUUGGCCGACUGCGAGCCUUGCCUGAGUGCGACCGCCCUUUGGAUCCCCUUGGCCUUGGAAGGCGAGCUGGGGCUGGGGCGCUCCGAGGACGAGGGCAGUCUGCGGAGGGACUGCGACGCCGGUGGCCACCAGAGGGCGCCCGCGCCCAGCGAGCCGAGUCCGAGGCGGGACCGCGGCCAGCACAGCAGCCGGCCACGCCUGGCGAGAGGGCGCUGCGUAACCCCGCCUCGCCGUCCGGCCGCUUGACCGCGAAGGUUAACCGUGCGCGUGGCCGGAGGCGGCGGGCUCAGGGGCUGUUCCAGCCUGUGCUGCCCAACACCCGUGUCCUUAUCCAGCACUGUUUUCUGCUAAGAUGGGACCUGCCUUUCCGAUUUUCUCAGCCAGUUCAGCACCACAACAGCUGGAAACACAUGCCAGACCAAGCUGUCUUUGCUGAGUGGAGACAAUGGCAAACACCAUCUCCCUUUCUCCCGGAGAAGCAGCUUUUGUGUGGUAUUUUCCAUGCCUAGCUUCCAAGUGACUUUAUUGCAACAAUAAAAAAUUGUGUGG